AUGGCGGUCAAUCGAAUUCGCGGCGCUUUCGCCGUCCCUAGGAAGGGCGAGACGUUUGAGUUGCGUGCAGGGCUUGUCUCUCAGUAUGCAUACGAGCGAAAGGAGUCCAUCCAGAAGACGAUUAUGGCGAUGACGCUGGGCAAGGAUGUAUCGGCUUUGUUCCCCGACGUUCUCAAGAACAUUGCGACGGCCGACCUGGAUCAAAAGAAGCUCGUUUAUCUGUACCUGAUGAACUAUGCCAAGUCGCAUCCAGAUCUCUGCAUUCUAGCCGUCAACACAUUCGUCCAAGAUUCCGAAGAUCCUAAUCCUCUCAUCCGUGCGCUAGCGAUCCGAACGAUGGGCUGCAUCAGAGUCGACAAAAUGGUGGAUUACAUGGAAGAGCCGUUACGGAAGACACUACGGGACGAGUCACCAUACGUUCGCAAGACAGCCGCCAUCUGCGUCGCCAAACUCUUCGAUCUCAAUCCUACAAUGUGUAUAGAGAACGGCUUUCUGGAAUCUCUGCAAGAGCUCAUCGGUGAUCCGAAUCCUAUGGUGGUCGCGAACUCAGUCCAGGCGCUGUCAGAAAUCACCGAGACUGCACCAGAGACGAGAGCGCUUGUGGUAACCCCGGCGACGCUGAAGAAGCUGCUGAUGGCCCUGAACGAGUGCACGGAAUGGGGACGCGUUACCAUCUUGACCACACUGGCCGACUACCCGGCAGCAGAUGCUAAGGAAGCCGAACACAUCUGCGAGAGGGUCGCGCCUCAGUUCCAGCACGUCAACCCUAGUGUGGUUUUGGCAGCUGUUAAGGUCGUCUUCAUCCACAUGAAGGCCGUUAGCCCGGAGUUGGUACGGUCGUACCUCAAGAAGAUGGCCCCACCCCUGGUGACUCUCGUGGCUUCUGCCCCCGAGGUUCAAUACGUUGCUCUCCGCAACAUUGACCUACUACUCCAAGCCAAGCCCGAUAUUCUCAGCAAGGAGCUGCGCGUGUUCUUCUGCAAGUAUAACGACCCUCCUUACGUCAAGCUCCAAAAGCUCGAGAUCAUGGUGCGGAUAGCGAACGAGAAGAAUUGUGACCAGCUUCUUGCGGAAUUGAAGGAAUACGCUCUUGAAGUCGAUAUGGACUUCGUCAAGCGCGCAGUCAAGGCGAUUGGCCAGGUCGCGAUCAAGAUUGAAAGCGCUAGCCAGAAGUGUGUCAAUGCGCUGCUGGAUUUGAUCGCUACCAAGGUCAACUAUGUUGUUCAGGAGGUCGUCGUUGUGAUCAAGGAUAUCCUCCGAAAGUACCCCGGCUACGAAGGUGUCAUCCCGACGCUUUGCAAAUACAUUGAUGAGCUGGACGAGCCAACCGCUAGGGGAUCACUCAUCUGGAUCGUGGGAGAGUAUGCCGAGAAGAUCAACAACGCAGACGAUAUUUUGGCCAGUUUCGUGGAGGGCUUCAUGGAAGAGUUCACACAGACACAACUUCAAAUUCUUACUGCAGUUGUGAAACUCUUCCUCAAGAAGCCCGGCAACACACAAAGCUUGGUCCAGAAGGUCCUCCAACAGGCCACGACAGACAACGACAAUCCAGAUAUCAGAGACAGAGCCUACGUCUACUGGCGUCUUCUGUCCGGCGAUUUGGACGUCGCUAAAAAUAUCGUGCUCUCGCAGAAGCCCGCCAUUACCACAACCAUGACCAGCCUGCCCCCGGCUCUCCUGGAGCAGCUGCUUGCCGAGCUUUCCACUCUUGCCUCGGUGUACCACAAGCCGCCAGAAUCUUUCGUUGGCAAAGGCCGCUACGGCGCAGACGAGAUCCAGCGUGCAGCCAUUCGGGAGCAACGACAAGAAGCGGCUGAAAACCCUAUCGCAGCGUCGGUGGCGGCCGCUGCCAAUGGCACUACCUCAUCACAAAACAACAUCGAAAACCUGCUCGACAUCGACUUUGAUGGCGCCGCUCCUGCGUCGGCCGAGCAACAGAGCAAUGUCAACACCCCGGACAGGGUGUCUAGCCCCUCGGGAGGUGCCCCUUCAAGUGCCAUGGCGGAUAUGAUGGGUCUCUUCGACGCUCCUCCCCCACAGCAACAACAGCAGCCGGCGGCGAAUCCAAUGAGCCCCGGCGCAGGCGGCAGCGGCAUGGAUGACAUGAUGAACGGUUUCUCUGGGCUCGACUUUGGAAACACCGGAUCGGGUCAGCCCCUGCCGGCGGGCAUGCAAUUGCACCCAACCCAACAGACGCAGCAGCCUGGCGAAGGAAACGGGAAGAAAACAAACGAGGACUUGUUGGGGCUCUUCUAG
Colletotrichum higginsianum IMI 349063 is the source of this 2256-nucleotide messenger RNA. RefSeq names its product AP complex subunit beta. Bases 1 to 2256 code for a protein of 751 amino acids. Gene Ontology annotation, biological process: intracellular protein transport; vesicle-mediated transport. Lineage: Eukaryota; Fungi; Ascomycota; Sordariomycetes; Glomerellales; Glomerellaceae. Gene Ontology annotation, molecular function: clathrin binding. The record is from RefSeq and is a predicted model, not a curated record. The transcript is spliced from 3 exons. Gene Ontology annotation, cellular component: membrane coat.